This is a messenger RNA of Rubroshorea leprosula, 1509 nucleotides long. NCBI's taxonomy places the organism in Eukaryota, Viridiplantae, Streptophyta, Magnoliopsida, Malvales, Dipterocarpaceae. The record is from the annotation of a GenBank genome assembly.
CUCCCUAGUAUUAUUUGGUAUCAGAGCACAUCCUUUCUCGGACAUGGCAGAGAUUCAAGUUCAGGAGAGUGUAGAUCCUUGCGCACAUUUGGUGGCCUUGGUAGAUCUGGCGACAUUGAAGCAGACGGGUACAGUGAGUGGAUUUAAGGAGCAAUUUGAUCUUAUCUUUCACCAAACGAAACUCACUGAAAAGCAAGCAAUCUGUUUCUUUGUUGAUGGAUCAAAGGAAGACAUCCAGCCAUCUGUGAGGACCCAAGAAGAAAUCUCACAAGCCGUCAAAGAAGGAAUAGCACUGGCGGUGGAAGCAGAACAUGAGAAACCUUCCGACGAAUUGGAAACCCAGAUUCUCAGGCAACCGAAGAAGAAGAGCGAGAACCUAUUGUCGAUGGCAACGAUGUGCAAGUGGUUGACAAUUCCAAAUUUUGUGGAGUUUCGGGUACAUUGUUGUCGCAAGGAAACCACGCUGCAGAGGUUGAACAGACCUUCGAGGAACUCAAACUCUUCUGCCUGCAAGCUGUUCAGUGAAAUGCCUGAGUUAUCUAAACUUGAAACCACAUCAAUUUCUAGAUCAGUUACGGUCAGAUUUCGUAAAUUCAAGGGUGUUGGUGGUGAUUUUGGUGAAUUAUGGUAUGGAUGUAAGCAACUUGUGCUGAUUAAAGAUUCCAUGGCUGCAAAAAGGAGACAAUACACAGAUAGAUUGAAGUCACGGUGCAGGGUAAAAGUUCAUGAAGAUUUGAUGCUCCUUUGGUCUGAGGGAAUGAUUGAUUUACAUGGCAUGAAGGUGGCUUUGUAUGCUGACGACAAGUCAUCUAAGGGAGGUUCUGUUCAUAGCCACUUGGUGCAGGACGAUGUUCUUAUCGGUGUGAACUGGAAGGUAAUUAUUCAAAUUCUGAAAUUGGACGCUAUAAUUACUGGCAGUGCUGACCAGAAUCUUGAGUCUUGGAGUUCUCUUGAAUUGAAUCCUUUGAGUUUGAUUUCUGAGCAUGUGGCAUGGGUUCUACAUGAGAAUAGGAAUGUUGGCUUUUGGAAUGUAUAAUCUAUAUCUAAGACUACAGGGAAUGGGUUGUAUCUUUAUUGCCUAUAUUGGGGAUAGUUCCUGAUGGAAAUUUUCUGUAGCUUGAGGCUGUUUAGUAACCAUUUAAUGCUCUAAUAUCUUCUAUUUUCUGCUGAAAAGGAAAUGCUAUUAAUAUUUUGUAACAUUUGGUUCUGUGUGUUGAUUUUGUUUUGUUUAGUUUAUAUUUUUACCUUUACUAGAGUUCUUGCCUUUGUCUUUUGUUUUGUUUCUCAGUUUAAGAUUAGCAUGCUUUUGGUGUGAGAUUUUAUAUUUAUUCUUUUUGAAACCCACAUGAUCUUUGUUGUUUGCCAGGGCUUUUUGUGUUUUGUUGAGCUAUGUUAGAUCUGAAUAGCUUCUUUAUUUAUCUUAAAUAGGUUGUGUGUUACCUUCAGUGAUGUUUGCUUUGGAUGUGAUCUUAAGAGGGAGAGAAUAUGGAAUGAAAUGGGUUGUUUGUA